AGACAUGCCAUCCACCAAGCCGCCCAGGGUGGUCACCUUGAGUGUGUCCGUUUUCUCCUCGCCGCUGGCGCCCCUAUUAUUGACCAAGGCGAGGAGGACGACGCCUCCGCCCUUUGGGUUGCCUGUCAGGACGGCCAUGGAGAAGCCGUGGGGCUGCUGAUCAGUCACGGCGCUGAUGUGAACAAGCCCAGAUUCGGCAGCCGGCGUCGACCCAUCCAUCAAGCUGUGCAGAACGGCCACCUGAAGGUUGUCGGGCUCCUUCGUGACCAUGGUGCCGACCUUGACGCUGGUGAGAGUGACGGCGCGACACCUUUGUGGUUAGCCAGUCAGCAGGGCUUUAUCGACAUUGUCAACAUCCUG
Molecule: messenger RNA, 360 nt
Organism: Lasiosphaeria miniovina
Lineage: Eukaryota; Fungi; Ascomycota; Sordariomycetes; Sordariales; Lasiosphaeriaceae
Product: ankyrin repeat-containing domain protein
Exons: 2
Molecular function (GO): protein binding
Source: RefSeq, a predicted model, not a curated record